Messenger RNA from Exophiala xenobiotica, 2334 nucleotides. RefSeq lists its product as uncharacterized. Gene Ontology annotation, biological process: DNA-templated transcription; regulation of transcription by RNA polymerase II. Gene Ontology annotation, molecular function: DNA-binding transcription factor activity, RNA polymerase II-specific; RNA polymerase II cis-regulatory region sequence-specific DNA binding; zinc ion binding. The coding region runs from base 1 to 2334 and encodes 777 amino acids. Lineage: Eukaryota; Fungi; Ascomycota; Eurotiomycetes; Chaetothyriales; Herpotrichiellaceae. Gene Ontology annotation, cellular component: chromatin. The record is from RefSeq and is a predicted model, not a curated record. The transcript is spliced from 5 exons.
AUGCUUGAGGAGACCAACAGUCUUGGCAUGCAGCACUCCAUGUCAGCCACAGCCUAUCUUGACCCGUCGAUUGGAUCAUGGCAGGGAUCUGUCGACACACUGGCCACAAUAACCUCCACUGGGCCAGCACUGACAGACUCUGAUGCGAAUUUCGAUUUCAAUGUUAUCGAUUUCGAGCCCGGCAGAGCGGUGCCACUGGACCCCAGCAUCAUCAAUGAGUUCGAGCUUAACCAGACAGAUAGUGGCUGUGCUGAAGAUCUUCUGUGGAACACCUCUGACCUCUCUGCUUUCAACGUGGGCUCUCUCACCCCCUGGCUCUCUUUCCCAGGUCAAUCAUCUCAGUUUGCAUACGGCUUCCAGGUUCAGGGUGGUCCGCGUGCACCAAUACCAGACGAAAGAUUCGACAGAGUGCGUCAGUGCUGGCCUACGAAAAAGGCCGAUCCUCUCAGUCGCUGUCAGCUCUGGAAUGAGGUCGCAGCUCACCCGGAAGACAAUCUCUUCUCGCAAUCAAAUGGAGACAAUCUCUUUGCGCAGCCAGAUGUCUGUGCAUUGACUCAGGAUCAUUCCGCUUCAAGAUGGAAAUUUGACGAAAGAUGCAGAUGGCGCGUGAUGAGAAGUCUAGGUGUUGUUAACUUGGACAGCCUCGAUGGUUGUUCUCAUGCUGUAACAACUACUGCCCAGAUUUCCCCGACUCACCCAUGCACCAUCUCCAAAGACCAGCGGCGUCGAGAGGAUGUCACAGCGAAGAAAUUUCCAUCGCUCAACACACUCGACCUCAGCUUGGAUUUGUUCUUCGAAAAGUUUCACAAUUUUGUGCCAUUUGUCCACGUUGCCACUUUUGAUGCGACGAAGACGCCCGAUCUACUAUUAGCGUCGUUAUGUACUCUAGGCUUCGUGAUGCUGAGAAGCCCUGCAGCCAAAGAAUUCCUCGAGGAGCAUACCAUAGGCCUCAUUGCACGUUGUCGUCAAGAGCUCGGAGCGACCACACGCCAAACAACAGCACCUGCUCUAUUGACUGUUUUAGCAAGUUCAUACCUUAGUAUAGUCUUGGGCAUUAUAACAGGCAAAAGCGACACAGAAGCGUGUCAAGCACUCUAUGUCGAGGCUGUGGCGACAAUGAUUACUCACGGCUUUUUUGGCGACGACAGCAUCCAAAUGACGGAGAAAGACGUCCCUGACGACGUCCUGGCUGAAAGCCACGGCUGGAAGAUCUGGGGUCGUCUUGAAUCGACCAAGAGGCUAAUAAUCGCCGUUGUCAUGGUCGAUGCGUUUUAUUCGAGCACACUAGACUUGGCUCCCGUCGUCCCGACCAAGGUGCUCAACUUGUACCUCCCCUCCGAUGAGAAGCUGUUCUUUGCCUCGACGGAAGCAGACUGGAGGAAGUCUUUGCAGGCCGGGUGCAGAGUUUCUUCGUCCGUCUUGGAGUGUUACGCCGACCAAGUUUCGCUAUCCGACAGGGCCUUCUACCUGACCUCCCUCGGUCUUCAUGCCAUUUUUGCUACAGUCUGGAUUCGACUAUCUGAGGCUCAUCAUAGACUCAUGUCCCGCAACGAUUUGUCAGGCCAAGGGUGGGGUCUCGUUCCGUACGAGGUCUAUUCGACUGACCCCUAUGCAAAGCCCGUGGCACCUUUUCUGGUAAAUAUGAUGCAAUGGCAUGGAGAUAUUCUGCAGAACUCGAAUCCUCACUGCCUAAUCCAAUGGAAUGUCUUGUGUAUGUCACUUCUGGGUAAUUCCUGGAUGUUCGAACUGGGCGCUGGACGACAAGGGGCCAAGCCUGCAAAAGCCGCUCUGAAUUGCAUUGCUUCGUGGGCCGACACUCCAGCAGCCAGACGAGCUUGUGUCCAUGCAGCUCAGAUAUUUUGGAUCUGCUCGAAAAGGAAAGUAUCCGAUAGUAUGAUGUUCCAAUCAGAAACCGGACUAUUCCAGGCGGCACUCCUCCUCGGGCUUUAUGUCUUGGUCAUGAAGACUCCCGCUGAUGUUCCCACGCAACACAACUACUACGAGCUUUUAGCCGACCUAGAUUGGAGGGAUGUGGGGGACGUUGGCAUGGGAGGCAACGAACAUUAUGCUGAUGGUGUCUGUCUUCCUUCUUCGGCGGCUUUCAUCACCACCGGAGGUUGCCUUACGUUCUCCGGAAUCCCCAUAGCCGGAGGCUAUGCUUCGGCAAGACGGAUCCUCGUUCAGUUCGCGAACCUUCUUGAGGACGCCGGAGUGUGGCGGACGUCCGAAAUCUGUCGCAUACUUCACAUCAUGGGAGACGUCCUAAUGGAAGACGGAGUCGAGGAAAGCGCUAGGAGCAUUGUCGCCUUUUACAACUCUGAUGCUCUUGUGUGA